UAUGUAUGUUUAAAUAAUAUCUAGCUUUCCUGUAGCUCAGUGGUGAGAGCAUUGUGUUAACAACGCAAGGUUGUGGGUUCGAUCCCAUGGGAUAUAUACAGGUAUGCAAAUACCUUUGUAUAAAUGUAUAGGAUAAUGCAAUCUAAGUCGCUUUGGAUAAAAGCGUCUGCCAAAUGCAUAAAUGUAAAUGUGAAAUAUACAAGAACCAAAAUGGUCACAUCCUUAAAAAAGAACCGAAUGAAAUUCACACGUGUAUGAUCACGUGUGCGAAAAGACGCUUGAUGAUGUGAAGUGUCCCACAUAAACUGAAAUAGAAAGAUCUGCAGUUUUUGCAUGAGAUCACAUGAGUUUUAACAUGAGAUUGUUCCAACCACAUUUCACAUGUGAUCACAUUUGUUUGCGUGUGAAUUUCAUGUGUCUUGUCUGUAAGGUGCAGUCCCCACUGUAUGAGACCCACCUCCCACCCACCACAACACACUAAGGUGGUGAGAAAACCAAAUAAGUGUAAUAUCUUAUAACGUAUCAAACCUGUUUAAAAAAAUAAGCUCAUAAACAUCAUAUUCUCUGUCUGUACUGGUGUAUGAGUAUAACUGCUCUCUAAAGGAGUGACCGAUGUUUAUGAGUUGUCUCUGCUCCAUGUGAAAGGUUUCUCCUCUGACACGGCUCCCCUAGUUAGUCAACCCAAUGUUCAGUGAGACAUCCCGCAAACGUGUGCGACAUUCCCACCACCAUCAUCUAUAAAGACCCCAGGCUUGUGGAGAUCACAUCUUUCCUGCCUUUUCUUGUUGCGACUAUGGCCAUGCUAAGAGUGUCUUCAUACCGUAAGCUCUUUGAAGAGCAGCAGUGGAGGCAGUCUGCGGGACGCUGUGGAUUCCAGGCCCAAUCUGCUCUCAGGUCAGUAACUGAAAUGUAGAUAGUAAAUGAAUGCGGAGCAGUGAACAGCUUGGAAUUGGCAUUUUGGGCUUCAAGGCCUUGUUGGGGGCUCAUUGUGUGCUAGAGUCACACCUGGUCUUUAGUUGUGUGCAAACGAUUUGAAUGAAAUAAAACAUUGACCUCAUUGCUUAUUCUUCGAAUUCUAAACUUUCUGCGCUUGUCCGUAGGAAUGCGUAAAUGUGUUAAUAGUUAAGCUCUUUCAAGUUUCAGUAUUUCCCGUUUUUCUUUGCAUAGUUUGCUGAAAAAUAAACAACCCAUUAUAGUCAUUGAAAAGCAUUCAGUGUGUUUGACAGGGCUGAUGUUUCAGCGAGAGAAUGCUCCGAGCCAGAUUUUGCUGCAUUCCGAACUCUAAACAAGGAGGGCGCGGCUCGGUUUGUGAGCGAGCGCUCCAUCAUCGCCACGCUUAAUGAUCGACUGGCCGUCCUUAUCGAUGUGGUGAGACUCGAGCUUCCUCUUAUAUGAAAUGUUUGACACUCAUGCACACGCAACGUUCUUCAGGGUAACAAUCCGUUUGGAAACUAAUGGUCUCUCUGUGUGUGGCCCAAUUCUUAUAUUUCCGUGAUGGUUAAUGGGGUCAGUCAUUUGCCUGAGGGUGUGAAGAAAAUCAUAUGAAGGUCAUGAAAUUGCUGGGUUCUCAAUCACAACGCCCUCUACUGUCUCAAGUUCACAGUCUGGAGGAGGAGAACGAGUCUCUGGAGGCUCAGAUCAUCAGGAUGGAGGAGAGGCUGGAGGCUGAGUCGAGCUCUACAGCUGUCAGCAUCAGGGGCCCUGCGGACUACAGUUUGGAGGUUGUGAUAGAGAGACUGCGCAGAGCAAAGGAGGCGAUUUUAUGUGACACAGAAGAGCUAAACGGCGAGCUGCAGUGUCUGCAGAUGAAAUACGAUGAGGUGGAAGAGCAAAGGACUCUUUUGCAGUUGGAACGGGAAGAUGUUUCAGUGGAGGUGGAUGCAAUUACCACUGACUGCCUGGCCCUUCAAGAGCAAGUGGCCAUCUAUGAGGAGCAGCUGGCCGCUAUGGAGAGGCAGCACGAAACGAGGGUGGAGAACCUGAGGGAGCCCAGGCCUGCGGAUGAAAGUUACCCAAUGGUAUCAUUGCAGUUCCCUGCUGUAGAUAUCACUCCUGCUAUCUUGGACAUCAAGGAGUAUUAUAGCGAGCUUGCGAAGAGCCUGAAGUUUGAAUCCAGAGCCGUGAGGGCCGUGACCGCUGAUGCUGUCGGAAUGGGGAAGGAGGAGCUGGCUAAGCCGACUGGAGGAAAAGUAAAGGACGUCUCUAAAGAGACGGACGUGAAUGUUCUCAAGGACCUGAUUGCAGAGCUGCAAAGAGAGGUGGCUGAGCUUGAGAUUCGUGGAGAUGAACUGGAGGCUGAAGUGGAGGAAAGGAGAGCCAAAUACCUGGAGGAAAUAGAUGAGCUAGAGAAUUACAUUUGCCAGCUGGAAGAAGAAGAGGCUGAUCUUAAUCUCCAAAUGAAGGAACAGAGUGAAGACAACGAAGAGCUGCUGAAUCAGAAAAUGGCUCUGGACAUAGAGAUCGCUGCUUACAGGGGUUUGGUGGAAGAAGAAGAAGAAUGGAGACUGAACCGCCUGUGAGACGUAAGAAGAGGUGAGAGAUGAGACGUAGAUGCUCACCUCAAACUGAAAGGAAGAAAGGCUAAAAUCGCAACGCAAUACAACCCUUAACCGUGAGCCACACAAAUCAGAAAAGAAAAGAAAACAGCUGUUGGAAGCACUUGACCUUCUGAGCAGAUGUAAACCUUCACUGACAGAUAAGCAUCUGGGGGUUCGGGAAGGCUCAUUGAUAACGGGUCACUGGCGGGUAACCUGAGGUCUUCAAGCAUCAGUCCUGUGCACGGAAGAAAGUGUUAGUACUGGGAAUGUGAGAGAUGGGAUCGGAAUCUUUAGAGCUUUCACUUUGGGUUUCCUAGUGCUUAUAGGGCUGUCACUGACACACAUGCAUAUAUAAACACACAAUCUGUCACAUGUAUACAUACACGCAUGAACUCGGACUCUCUCCAUGUGUGGCUCGGUUGAGUCAUUCUCUCUUUGAGUCUUAUCGCUCUCUGUUACAGAUAAGCACAUAUUUCAGCUGUUUAACUCUACAUUUUCAUUUAGUGGUUGGAAUUGCAUUUUUUGGCAGAGCUUACUGACAGUUGUUGCAAUUGAAAUAAAUCUUUGCAUUUGAAAAUCA
Triplophysa dalaica is the source of this 3117-nucleotide messenger RNA. RefSeq names its product vimentin-related 2 (gene vimr2). The transcript has 9 exons. Gene Ontology annotation, biological process: skeletal muscle organ development. Lineage: Eukaryota; Metazoa; Chordata; Actinopteri; Cypriniformes; Nemacheilidae. The coding region runs from base 1542 to 2519 and encodes 325 amino acids. Gene Ontology annotation, cellular component: cell-cell junction; sarcolemma; Z disc. The record is from RefSeq and is a predicted model, not a curated record.